Molecule: messenger RNA, 7452 nt
Organism: Aspergillus niger
Lineage: Eukaryota; Fungi; Ascomycota; Eurotiomycetes; Eurotiales; Aspergillaceae
Exons: 8
Coding region: 1-7452 (2483 amino acids)
Molecular function (GO): protein binding
Source: RefSeq, a predicted model, not a curated record
AUGAACCAGGCCAUCUCCCUUCGCUCGCCGUCCCCUUCUUCGUCGAUCGAUCAGCCCGAUGUUGAACUGACUCCCGUCGUUGAGAAGCUAAAGACCAUCUGCGGUGAACAUGACAUCGACCCCUCACUAGCUGCGACAGCAACCGAGUGCCUACUCCGGCUUCGUCAUACCUUUAUCGACAAUGACCACCCUCGUGAAGCGAAAGAGGACUUUCGACAUCUACAUGGCUUUCAGACGCUGCUGGAUCUGCUUCGGAAAGUCACAGAAUGCUAUGCCCCGGAUCGAUUAGCCAAGGAAGAGAGAAAAUAUCUCUUGGCCCUUUUCAAGGAUACAUUGGCGGUUCUGGCAGAGGCGUUAAAGGAUCAUCGCGGGAAUAAAAGAUAUUUUGCGGCUCGGGUACCCGGAGGAGGGAGUGCGGCUUUAGAGGAAGCUCUUGCACUCCUAGCCCAGAAGGUGGACUGCGUGCAGGGAGACAUAGAACAAUUCUAUGGUGGGAUCCUGGCAGCGAUUCUUUGCCAGGAAACCGCUGCCAGUAUAUUCACAACGUUGGACUCCAGAUUUCGAUCGGCCCCUGUGCUACUUCCCAGUGACCUCAAAGCGGAGGUUGAUCGAUGCGUAGGAACCUCAGAGACCAUCGAGGUAGCAGAUAUCUUGGGGCCUUUUGUUCGAGUAUGGUUGUCCCGGACUUCGGCUUCAACCUCUGAUCAUCGUAUCCUCCGGUUAGCUGUACCGGCAUGCCUUUGUCAACUUGCUAUGCAUUCCCAGAGAAACAUAACCACAUUACAUGGUACAGGGGUGUUAUCGUGGAUUCUUCCGCUUCUGGUCAGCGAUGAGCGUCUGGAACAGGAAAAGCUAUUAUACCGGGAGCUCGCGCGGCUGCUCUGUACCCAAGGGAUAAGCAAUCUGGAGGAUGCAGUCUUCCUCUACCAAAAAGCCCACAGCUGCCCAAAGGUCUCGCGCUUGCUGGUCGAUGUUCUGAAGGCCUCCAAGGAACCCGCAUCCAUACAAUUCGAUCUCUCCCUGCACGGAUAUUGUUCCUUAGAAUUUUCUACUCUGGGGCGCUCGUUCCCCCCAGCAACUUCCUCUGGAUACACACUCUCAGUUUGGGCGCGCUUCGACGAAUUUGAUUCAAACACACAUACGACAAUAUUUGGGGCGUUCGACCCUAGUCAGACAUGUUUCCUACUUGCAUAUCUUGAGAAAGAUACCCGGAACUUCAUAUUGCAGACCUCGAUACGGGGGUCGCGCCCCAGUGUCCGAUUCAAAUCUAUGAUUUUCGAACCUGGUCGAUGGUAUCAUAUUUGUGUUGUCCACAAGAAGCCCAGACCUCCGUCGUAUUCCCGCGCCUCAUUGUUCAUAGAUGGCGAAUUUGUCGAGCAGCUGAAGAUAGAAUAUCCAUGUAUGCCCGCUGCAAGCGCUCCCAAUCGAUCUGCUCGGGUCCAAGCAUUCUUUGGCACACCUCAGGACCUGGCUAUGAGGCUGGGGAAGGGGGUGUCCAUGUCACGAUGGUCUCUGGCCAGUGCAAUCCUUUUCGAGGAGGCUUAUAGCGAUGAUAUGGUUGCCGUCUUCUACAACCUUGGCCCCCGCUAUCAUGGCAACUUUCAAGACUGCCUUGGCUCUUUUCAGACAUACAAGGCUUCUGCCGCUCUGAAUUUGCGCAAUGAACAUCUGCACCCCGGUAAAGAAGAGCAGUCGGAUAUUGUUGUUGCAAUCCGGCGGAAAGCAAGCACCCUUAUCCGUGAGGCUUCCAUAUUGCUGAACGUCUCGCCACUGGCAGUGCUAGACGACGACGACAGUAAUACCGUGGACGAGUCCCGGAUGAUCAAAUGCUUAUCCAAGCAAGCCGCCAAGAACCUCCAUCAACUAACCAAAUCGGGAGGAAACGCAAUAGCAGUUAAUGGAGCUACACCUGCUAUCAAUGACGCCCUGACACAGGCUCACGGUAUUGGGAUCUUGACAGGUGACCCUGUAAUUGCGGUACCACGCGCCCUAGACGAUGCAGGUUGGCGUAUUGGUGGGUGUGCGGCUGUGCAUCUGAGUUUGCUUCAUGCAGCCGACACUGGGGAGUCGAUGCUGCUAGCGGUUGAGGCACUCUACGAAGCAGUGCAAGACAACUGGAGGAAUAGCGAAGCCAUGGAAAAAGAUAAUGGCUACGGAAUACUUGCAGUUUUGUUGCGCGAAAAGCUUGGUUUGCCGUCGGGGGCUACUCCCACAACGUCGAAGACGCCAAGCGUCUGUGCCAGUUACGAGGAACGGUCUGCAUUGGCUCUGGCACUUCUCCGUUUGACGCUGAAAUUUGUUGGCUACGACUUCGAGCAGCCCAACCGUUCCAUCAUCACGAACCCGUUGGCGUACAGGGUCCUACUCGUCGACCUUGAAGUUUGGAGAUAUGGCGAGCCAGCCCUCCUCGAGCUGUAUUACUCCCAGUUCUGUAUAUUUGCCAGUGAAAGUAAAUUUCGCCGAUUCAAUGCAAAGCGACUUGCUCGCAUGCGUGUAAAUAAAAAAUUACUCGAGGCCCUUAAGAUUGAGGAGUGUACCCCCGAAGCAUUGCGUCUUUAUACUGCCGCUUUCGGAUCUCUGAUGGAGAGCAGCUUAUCGGCGGAUUUGCUUCGAUCAUUAGCUCUCUUUAUCACCUACGCUCUUCAUAAGCCGAAGGAAUCAAAAAUGCUUCGGAUGUAUUGUUCAUUACUUUGCAAUGCACAUGAUCUUGGCCCCAUAAAGAAGUUCGCCAAGGCUGUGACCAAUAAGGUAUGUUUCAAUCCUCUCCUCACUGAUAGUCGGUGGUUAUUGACUUUGAUCCAGUGGCUUCUGUAUCUCUUAUGUGAAGACGAACCGGAAAUCGUGAUUCUGGCGACAAAGAUCAUAGCUCGUCUGUUGGUCACUCAUGGCGGCAACUAUGAUAAGAAGUUCACCGAGAAAACAGGAGGCUAUAUUAUCAUGCGGCAUUGCUUGAGAAAAUGGUGGAAAAUACCGGCCGUAUGGUCAAUUUGCUUUGCCAUAUUGUUUGGCCUAGACGUCGGUAAAAUGAUCGUUGACAGGCCCUUCAGUCACAAUGGACUUUCGGAUGCCUUCCUGUCCGGCGGUCAGUUGCAUAUAAUAUUUCCAGAAAUAUUCCCAGUCAUCGCUGAGAUGAUGCAGAGUGCCCUGAAGAAGACUGUCUUGACGAACGAUAGUUCGCGAUCUGACGCACGGGGCCUUACGCAUCUGACUUCCAGCGGUCAAUCGACCAAGCAAACCAUGUUCUCUCACACGGCCGCAGCAACGGCGGCCGGAGAGCAAUUGCUUUUCAAUACAGUCACUGACUUCUUUGCCACCCUGCAUGUGAAGUCUCAAAAUUUUCGCGAAUUUACCACGCAGCCUGAGUACAUCCAACAUCUAUUCUACGUGCUGUAUCCAGUGGUUGUUGGUUGCGAUGCAACGAGCACGGAUGCUGAGUUAAACCCUCGCGCGGCUAGUCUUGAUUUUGGAGAUCAGAAUCUGGUCCUCCGCCCGCGGUCGAGAGGAGCCGCUUCUCUGCGAACAACCACCGUGGAGCAGCCUGGAGCGCGCGAUGACGCUGCUGGGGCACUUGGCCGCGGUUCCUCUUUUGUGCUUGUCUCAUCUGAUCGGGGAAGCUCCCUGCCAUCUUCGGCGCGCAUUAUCCACGCGUACCAUCCGAGAAAGAUCGAGGAUGUGGGGAAUCCCGAACAUCCCUUCGUCAUCAGCAUACUUAGCUUGGCUCUUUCUGUAUUCUCAGAGCAGUUAUUGGAACGGAAGGACUUUUCUGGUCUUGGUCUCUACCUAAAAACGCCACCGGGAUUGCUCGAACACCGGGCACACUUCAACUCGUGGGUGUUGAAGAAUUUCCUUUCGACUGUGCAAGAGGUCAUCUUUUCCAAACUCCAGCUACUUGCAGAACCACGCGUGCUCACCAAUCUGGGACGAUUUAUGACACACCUCGGGGAGGCAGUUUUCGAAGGAUGGUUUGUUGGCGGGGCGGCUGCAACUCUUGAAUUCGCAGGUGCAAUCCUUGAGUAUCUGCAACGGCCUGAUGUCUCUUGUCUCAAGAGUAUAAGGCUCUGCAGCCAAGCCGUGUCCACAAUUCGAUCGACUGUAUUUCGCGUCGUCUUGCUUCGGCUAUCGGAAGUCGAAGGCACGGAAGCUCUUUCGUUCUUGAGUCGCCUGUCCUACUGGCAGGUGAUUCUCCUUUCUGGUGACGCCCAGUCAAAUCACCUGCAGCUGCUAUGUUACCUCUUGUAUAUCAAGUUAGACGACGGAAACGAGAAUGUGCGCCUGGCUGCAGCAGGACUUUUCCGAAUCCUGCUAGUACAGAAACCCGCCGACAUGGCUACAAUUCUUAGCCACGCGUCAAUAACCCUGCAAAAGCGGCUGUCUGCUGGAUUUGAAGCUCUAAUGGGUAUGGAUGAUGCGGCUUUCUUAAGGUGGUUCAACGACCGGGAAGAGGAUCUACACUCUUUAUUCUUUGGUGUUAUAUCCAAGAAUUGGGAGGACUUUGUUCACGAAGAAAAUUCCAAGAUCGAAACUUCGUCGCGGAACCGAGUUUCUAAACGCCAGGAGAAGCUGAAGCAAUGGAAACAUAUAGACACCUUUGGUGACGAAGUGACACGCAAGCACCUCGUUACGUUUCCCCACUGGGCAUCGAACAUAUCGGGAUCGGAAUUUUUGAAGUUCCAAAGGGCUCUCCAGGACCAUCAAGAUGAUGCUGUCUUCAUGUGGACUACCUUCUCAAAAUUGACAUUGGAUCUGCGGCGGUUCGGCGGUCUCCUGGCCGAGGAUAAGGAGCGAAAGUGGCGCUUAGAUCAAACAGAAGGACGGAGCCGUAUGCGUCUUCGCAUAGUACCCGAUGAGACUGACGAGAGGCAAAACUACCAGCCGAAACGGAAGGCAUCUGAGCCUCCUGCGAUUAAAGUUGACACGGAAGUUCGACCUUCAUCCAGUGCUGGUGCCCUUGGGUUGACCCCCACAGUCGCAAAUAACGAGCCCGGAGAGGGUGGUUCGCAAGGCAUUUCACCAGAUAGCCGGAGUAUGCUUGAAGAUAGCUUCGAAAUGAUCGAAGAUCCGAAGGCUGAUCUUGAAGACUACGAGGACAAGAACCGAAAAGUCAUGCGGAGUCUCCAUCGCGGCGAUCAGGUUGAAGGGGUGUGCAACAUGUCCCGUAUCAUUGGAUUGGAGGCAUUUGAGGGGCUUCUGAUCCAAGGGAAGGAUCAUAUCUACAUCUUGGAUAACUUCUUCCAGAGAUCAGACGGCGAGAUCGUGAAUGUAUGGCAAGCCCCGCCAGACGAACGCGAUCCUUACGUUCGCAUGAUUGCCGGCCGAGAAUCCAGUGAACGCAAAGCACAGGAGCAUGAAACUAGAAGUUGGAAAUGGUCUGAUCUGAUCAGUAUCUCCAAACGGCGCUUCCUGUUCCGUGAUGUCGCGCUAGAGAUAUUUUUCACCGAUGGCAGUAGCUACUUGCUGACACUCAUCUCGUCGCGAGCCCGAGACGGUCUAUGCAGUCAGCUCGCGACGAAAGCUCCCCAGGUGACCGGCAGUGUUGGCCACGCGCGUCCCGAGGAUGUUUGGAGGUUUGAAACCCUACGUAGUCAGGACGACGCACCGCAAUCUUUCGGGUCAAAGUUUGCCAGCGUUUUCGGGCACUCUCCGCUCUAUCCAGCUACGCGCAAAUGGGUCAAGGGUGAAAUCUCCAACUUCCACUACCUUAUGCUGAUCAACACACUGGCUGGGAGGACGUUCAACGAUCUAACACAGUAUCCCGUCUUCCCGUGGGUGCUCGCCGACUAUACAAGUGACGAAUUGGAUUUGAACGACCCUAAAACGUUCCGUGACUUGUCCAAGCCCAUGGGCUGCCAAACGCCAGAGCGAGAGGCAGAGUUUAGAGAACGGUACAAAGCCUUCGCCGAAAUGGGGGACGACGACGCUCCCCCAUUCCACUACGGAACGCACUAUUCUUCUGCGAUGAUCGUGAGCUCAUAUCUGAUCCGACUGCAGCCUUUUGUCAAAUCCUACCUACUCCUUCAAGGGGGCACAUUUGAUCAUGCCGACCGCCUCUUCUACUCGGUAGGAAAGGCCUGGGAAUCUGCAUCACACGGCAAUAUGUCGGACGUACGGGAGUUGAUACCUGAAUUCUUUUAUCUCCCCGAGUUUCUGGUAAACUCGAAUAAGUACGAUUUCGGGCUCUUGCAGAACAUGACAACUGUGAUUGACUCGGUGGAGUUACCGCCCUGGGCCAAAGGCGAUCCCAUGAUCUUCAUUGCUAAACACCGGGAGGCGCUCGAGAGUCCGUAUGUGACCCAGAACUUACACCAUUGGAUUGACUUGGUAUUCGGAAGCAAGCAAAAGGGAGAGGCCGCGGUCGAGGCAGUGAAUGUCUUUCAUCAUUUGUCUUACCAAGGUGCCAAGGACAUCGACUCUAUUGAUGACCCUGUGGAGCGCCUCGCCACGAUUGGCAUCAUUCACAACUUCGGGCAGACACCGCAUCAAAUUUUCAACCGGCCUCAUUUGCAACGUGAUGAUCCCGGACACCGAACCCCCCGACUGGAUCGGCUUGCCGAAUCGCUGACACAACAACCCCUUGCGCUUCUUGAUAUCGGAGAGCGAGUGGCCUCCUUAUCGAUGAAACAAGAUCGUUUGCUGUGUGCCGCUGCCUUGCGACUCAAUAUCCCACCGAGCUACGACAAGUAUAUGGAGUGGGGAUUCUUUGACGGCAGUGUCAGGUUCUACUCUGCGGAUAGCCGAAGGCUACUGGGCCACUUUGAGCAUCUUCAUAUCGGCCAGCUGUCCAGCGCGAUCUUUGCGGACUCUCGAACGCUGGUCACGGCCGGCUCCGACUGUACAGUGUCGAUCUGGACCUUUACCUCGUCCAUCAAGUCGGUUGAUCUACAGCCAACGGGGUCGCUAUUUGGACACCGAUCCCCGGUGACUACGCUUGCGGUGUCACGGUCAUUUAGUACGCUUCUGUCGGCAUCCACGGACGGGCAGAUUAUGCUGUGGGAUCUCAAUCGGCAGUGUUUCGUCCGGGAACUGCCAGCCAGCGGGCCUGUUGAUUGUGCUCGGNUAAACGAUGUGACGGGAGAGAUCAUGAUUUGUCGACGCGACCGAGUCAGCCUCUACACGCUCAACGGGUCUCUGCUGCUGGAACAGAGUCUGUGCGAUUCGGUGGACGACUCGAUCAUGACGUGUGUCUUCUACGAAGGGGUGAACAAUGAGUGGCAGGAGCGCGAGCUGCUUUUCACUGGACACCGAAGAGGCGUUGUCAACAUUUGGAGCAAGAUCAUUCAUCACGGACGAUUUGAAUUGGAAUUGAUCCGGCAACUGCAUCAUGUGGACAGUCACCGCGACAAUGGGGCCAAUAUAUCGGCGGGGAUUAGCUGCAUUAUGGCCCAGCCGCACGUGGUGUAUACUGGCGAUGAACUGGGACGAGUGUACGAAUGGAGCUGUGUCCAGCGCCGGUGA